Molecule: messenger RNA, 1077 nt
Organism: Sinocyclocheilus rhinocerous
Lineage: Eukaryota; Metazoa; Chordata; Actinopteri; Cypriniformes; Cyprinidae
Gene: ora1
Product: olfactory receptor class A related 1
Exons: 1
Coding region: 121-1077 (318 amino acids)
Biological process (GO): G protein-coupled receptor signaling pathway
Cellular component (GO): membrane
Molecular function (GO): pheromone receptor activity
Source: RefSeq, a predicted model, not a curated record
UUUGUGUCUUCUUGUGGGUUUUCGGGUUCCUGGCGGCUCCCACGGGUGCAUUACAGGCUUUAUAUUCAGCCAUGGACUUCAGAAAGCCCUUCAAACUGAGCAUUCGCGCUCGAUCUCUAAAUGGAUCUAUGCGUCACCAUCAAAGGGGUCUCGUUCCUCCUGCAGGCGGGUCUGGGGAUCCUGGCCAACGCUCUGGUCCUGCUGGCCUACGUCCACAUCAUGCUGACCGACGCUCAGCUGCAGCCCGUGGACUCGAUCCUGUGCCACCUGGCCUUCGCCGACCUGCUGCUGCUCCUGACUCGCUGCGUCCCGCAGACCAUGACCGUCUUCGGCAUGAAGAACCUGCUGGACGACGCCGGCUGCAAGGCGGUCAUCUACACCUACCGCAUCGCCCGAGCGCUGUCCGUCUGCAUCACCUGCAUGCUGAGCGUCUUCCAGGCAGUGACCGUCGCGCCGGCGGCCGGGCCGCUCCUGUCGGGCUUGAAGAUCCGGCUCCCGCGGCUGGUCGUCCCCACUUUCGCCGUGCUGUGGUUCGUCAACAUGGCCGUCUGCAUAGCUGCCCCGUUCUUCUCCGUCGCCCCUCGCAACGGCACCGUCCCGCCGUUCACCCUCAACCUGGGCUUCUGCCACGUGGACUUCCGGGAUAACCUGUCCUACGUGAUUAACGGGGUGGCCGUGUCGGUGCGCGACUUUGCGUUCGUGGGCGUGAUGCUGGGCUCCAGCGGCUACAUCCUGGUCCUCCUUCACCGGCACGGCAGGAAGGUGCGGGGCAUCCGCCGCUCGCAGGGCGACACGAUGGAAACGCGGGCGGCCAAGACGGUGGUGAUGCUGGUGGUUCUGUACGUGGUGUUUUUCGGCAUCGACAACGUCAUCUGGAUCUACAUGCUGACGGUGCCUCAGGUGCCCCCGGUGGUGGCCGACAUGAGGGUGUUUUUCUCCUCGUGCUACGCCUCGCUCAGCCCGUUCCUCAUCAUCUCGUCUAACAAGAAGGUCAAAGCGAGGAUGGUGUGUGCGACCUCGUCGGACCAGGAGCGGCAAGCAGAGGAUAGCAAGGACCCAAAAGCUGCCAAAAACUGA